GUUGACCAGCGAGCUAAGUGUGAACAGGAACAGUUGCGAUGGGUGGCUACGCAUCAGAAGGCGAUCCGUGCGGACCAGUAUCACGGAGUUCAAGACGCGUUGCUCAAUGAGACGACUGUGGCGCUAGACCGGAGCCGCAACGAACAAGAUGAACACUUUCUGGGCCAAAUCGGUAAACGGGUUAUCCUUCCAGAUUCGCACGUCGGUGGCCCGCGCUACAUGUACAAGGCGUACCAAGACUCGAUGGCUAUUGUUCGUGAGUACGGGAAGCCUGACGUGUUCCUUACCAAGACGUGCAAUCCCAAGUGGGACGAAAUCGUAGAGAAGCCCCCCGAGGGCCAAACCGCACAAGAUCGCCCGGAUAUUGUUGCUCGGGUCUGGCAACAGAAGCUCAAGGCCAUCUUGGCGGAUUUGGAUGAAGGUAUUAUCGGACGUCUAAAGGCACGAAUUUACGUAGUGGAGUUUCAGGAGCGGGGCCUUCCGUUUAA
Messenger RNA from Phytophthora sojae, 488 nucleotides. RefSeq lists its product as hypothetical. NCBI's taxonomy places the organism in Eukaryota, Oomycota, Peronosporomycetes, Peronosporales, Peronosporaceae. The transcript is spliced from 2 exons. The record is from RefSeq and is a predicted model, not a curated record. The annotation marks the transcript as partial.